AUGUCUCCUGUUCAAGAUCCCGUCGACCAUGAUGAUGUCCCUAUCUUGAUCAUAGGAAGUGGUCCCUGUGGUCUCUUACUCGCUUUCAUGCUCGCACGGCUCGGAGUUCGGUCAUUGAUCGUCGAACGUUAUCCCACCAGACUGGAUGCACCAAAGGCCCACGCACUGUCACCCAGAUCACUGGAGCUAUGCCGUCAAUUUGGGUUGGAUGUCAACAAAAUCCGCAACAUCGGGGCAGCUCGUGAAGACGCCCACUGGGUGAACUUCGUUACUAGUUUGAGCGGAAAACUCGUCGGGAGACUUCCAUACGAGCGGAUGGACGCCGAGGUCCUGAAUGACACGCCUACGAUGAUACACAACAUUCCUCAGCCGGAGUUCGAGGAUCUGAUUGCUCGAGAAUUGCCCAACCAUGAUCUAGUGGAAGUGCGCAAAAAUCAUUCGUUCGUUCGGUUGGAAAAUUGGGUUGCGACGGGGCAAAGAGUGCCGUUAGGAGGUUCUUAG
Messenger RNA from Aspergillus oryzae RIB40, 501 nucleotides. RefSeq lists its product as uncharacterized. Lineage: Eukaryota; Fungi; Ascomycota; Eurotiomycetes; Eurotiales; Aspergillaceae. The transcript is spliced from 4 exons. The record is from RefSeq and is a predicted model, not a curated record. The coding region runs from base 1 to 501 and encodes 166 amino acids. Gene Ontology annotation, molecular function: FAD binding.